AAAGGAAAAGGAAAGCAAGAGAAAUGGCGAUCUAACGUUGAAGAUAAUAACAAAACAAAUUUGUGUCUCAUAUCUUUUUUAUUAUCCUCUCAUGGCGGAUAACACAAGAAUUGUCCAGAGGCUCUUCAUCUUCUUCUUCUUCACUUCUACUUCUACUCCUCUCUAACAUUUUCCUCUUUUUUUUUUUGUCCUUGGCUUAUUUAGCUAUGGCUACUAUGGCCUCUGCUUCUGGUUCUGCUCUUUGUUUCACUGAUGCUUCUAGCUCUCGAGCUAUAAGACGCGAUUGUGGAGCUCUCUGCUUUGCUCCUAGAACCAUUACGUUUGCUUUCGUUGAUAAAUCUCUUGUCAAUCUCGAGCGAUUAAGAUUAUCCAAUUUGAAGCCUCGAGCAUCAAAUGCUACUGCUGUGGAGAAUGGAAAGCAAGAUGGAAGUGCCGCUGAUUCUGAUAAAGUUCCAACUCCAGUUGUCAUUAUCGACCAAGAUUCUGACCCUGAUGCUACCGUUGUUGAAGUUACUUUUGGAGACCGUCUUGGUGCUCUACUUGACACUAUGAAUGCGCUCAAGAACUUGGGCUUGAAUGUCGUCAAGGCUAAUGUUUACCUCGACUCUUCCGGCAAGCACAACAAAUUUUCCAUUACUAAAGCGGAUAGUGGAAGAAAAGUAGAGGACCCUGAAUUGCUCGAGGCCAUUCGUCUCACAGUCAUAAACAAUUUGCUUGAGUUUCAUCCUGAAUCUAGUUCUCAGUUGGCAAUGGGAGCAGCUUUUGGUGUUCUUCCUCCAAGUGAACCGAUCGAUGUGGACAUAGCAACACAUAUAAACAUCGAAGAUGAUGGAACAGACCGCAGUUUACUCUACAUAGAAACAGCGGAUAGACCUGGACUAUUAGUUGAGCUGGUGAAGAUCAUUUCAGAUAUCAGUGUCGCUGUCGAAUCUGGAGAAUUCGAUACCGAGGGUUUAUUGGCUAAGGUUAAGUUUCACGUAAGCUACAGGAACAAAGCCCUAAUUAAGCCUCUGCAGCAGGUUCUUGCUAAUAGUCUGAGGUACUUCUUGAGGCGUCCGUCAACUGACGAGUCAAGUUUCUGAUAGUGCCAUUCUUAAAAUUCUGAAAAUCUCAUUCCUCGUGACUACGUUUUACCACUUUUUGUUCUUUCACAUUUGACCAAAAUAAACUACUACAUUUUAAAGUGGACAUCUCAUACACCUGUAAUAAUAACAUUUCUCCAUUAUUCAUCAAAUUUACCUUCA
Capsella rubella is the source of this 1244-nucleotide messenger RNA. Its product is annotated as ACT domain-containing protein ACR11. Lineage: Eukaryota; Viridiplantae; Streptophyta; Magnoliopsida; Brassicales; Brassicaceae. The coding region runs from base 207 to 1082 and encodes 291 amino acids. Gene Ontology annotation, cellular component: chloroplast thylakoid membrane; chloroplast stroma. The record is from RefSeq and is a predicted model, not a curated record. The transcript is spliced from 10 exons.